Molecule: messenger RNA, 1354 nt
Organism: Moneuplotes crassus
Lineage: Eukaryota; Ciliophora; Spirotrichea; Euplotida; Euplotidae
Source: the annotation of a GenBank genome assembly
AUUACUUUUAAAUUAAAAUAUAGUUAUGGAGAAAAAGGCGCAGGACGAAUUUGUAGAAUACUGUGAUUUUAUCGUUAAAAGUGGUCCCUUUGAUGGGUACCAAGCAGUGGAACAUAUCAUCCAUGGCAAGCAAGGUUCCACUGUAGUCGCAGACAACAUGCAGACAGUGCAUAACUUCUGUUCCAACAAUUACUCAGGCCUUGCUGGAGAUCCAAGGAUGGUAGAAGCAGCUGCUGAAACUAUGAAGACUCAUGGGUAUGGUCUCUCAUCAGCUCCGCUUAUGUGUGGAUACCAAGAUAUCCAUAAAAAAUUGGAAAGAGUAAUCGCUGACUUCCACGGAACAGAGGAUGCUAUUCUUUACCCAUCUGGGUAUCACACCAAUCUUGGUCUGUUUCAAGCAUGCUUUAAUGAGAACGAUGCGUUGUUUUCCGACCAGGAAAACCACGCAUCCAUCAUUGACGGUAUGAGACUCUGUAAGGCCAAGAAGUUCGUGUACAAGCAUUUGGAUACAAAGCACUUAGAGGAACAGCUAAAAAAGGCAGAUGAAUACCGGUUUAAGUGUAUUGUCACAGAAGGUAUUUUCUCUAUGGAAGCUGAUAUUUUGGAUUUACAGGAAUACGUAAGAAUUGCCAAAAAGUACAAUGCAAUGAUAUAUUUGGAUGAAUGUCACUCUGUAGGUACUAUUGGUAAGACUGGAAGGGGAUGUAUUGAGUACUCAGGAGUUGACCCGAAGGACAUCACUUUGAUUAGUAGCACCCUGGGGAAGGCUGUAGGUGGUGGCGGUGGCGGAUACACUGCUGCUUCUAAACCAAUUGUUGACUUCUUAAGACAAACAUCCAGAACUUUCAUUUUUUCAAACUCCCUAAGCUCUCCUAUUAUUGGAGCUUCACUAAGAGCAUUUGAGAUCUUGGAAGAAGAACAGUGGAGAUUCACUAAGCUUAAGGAGAACUCACUUAGGUUUAGAAAUGGGAUGAGAAAGAAUGGUUUCUACAUUUAUGGCUCAGACGAUUGUCCUAUCUGCCCUGUUUUCUUUAGGGAUGUUUACUAUUCAAAAUAUUUUGAAGUUGGUUUGAUGAAGCUAGGAUACUACACAAUUGCCCUUGCAUAUCCAGUCAUACCAAUGAACACUGCCAGAACAAGGAUAAUCAUCACUGCUAUACAUACUAAUGAACAGAUUGAUGGUCUUGUGGAUGCUUUCAAGUUUUUGGCCGACAACUCAACAUUCUUUGAAGAUAUGAAGAACAAUACCAAGGUUAUGGAAAGUCAAAUAGGCUAUGCUGAGAUGGCACAGAAGAGUUAUGACCUGAAGAUGUCCAAAGCAGCCAUUGCCAGCCCUCUUUCAGCCAAGCUUUAA